GCCGCCGCUCCCGGCCGGGGUCUCCGUCCCGAGCGCGAUCGGCGCCGCCGCCGCCGCAUUUGGCGGAGCGGGACCCGCCGGGAUCCGCCGCCCCCGCGGGGCUCCGGUAACUCACUCCGAGCGCCCGGGGCGGGCCGGGAGAGUGCGGGGGGCGCCGUCCCGUCCCGUCCCGUCCCGCCCCAUCCCGGCCGCCGCCGCCGUCCCCCCCCUGGAUGUGCCGCUUCUCUCCCAGACUGAACCGCCGCUGCCGCCGCCACCGGGGGAACGGGGGACGCGGAGCCGCCGGAGCAGCCGCUUCGCCCGGGGUUGCUCGGAGCCCCCCCGGAGGUCCCCGCGUCGCCCCCCGGGCCCCGCAGCCCCCCGGGCCCCACCGCUCCCCCGAUGUACCCCUGAGACACCCCCGGGCCCCACCGCGACAUGUUCGACCCCGCGGGACCCCCGGCCGCCGGCUACAGCGAGCAYUGCUGCCUGCAUCCUCCCCACGGACCAGCCCCCGCCGCCCCGGGACCRCCAGGACUUGAUUUCCCCGUGUGCCAUCAGCCCGGACACCGUGGCUAUGGGCUGGCACCAGGAGCCGAACACCCUGGUGAUGGCUCCCGGUUCUCCACGCCCCGCGGCGCAGGGAAGUUGGGGAAGAAGCGGGCGCUGUCCAUCUCCCCUCUGUCCGACUCCAGCAUCGACCUGCAGACCGUGAUCCGCACCUCUCCCAACUCCUUGGUCGCCUUCAUCAACUCCCGCUGCGCUUCCUCCGGCGGCUCCUAUGGGCACCUCUCCAUCAGCACCAUCAGCCCGUCCCUGGGGUACCAGAGUCCACCCGGGCAGCAGAAGGGCCAAGGGCACCUGUACACGCCUCCCCAGCCUUGCGGCUCCCACGAGCUGCCCACGCGCCCGGGCCAUCUCCAUGCUGACUGCUUCCCUCUCUCCCUGCCCUGGCAGCAGCUGAAGCUGGAGUGGAGCCUGAGCAGCCCCCUGGCUGCCAAAUUCCCAGAGGAACGAUCYGAGGGUGACAUCUCCAGCCCAGCAUCCACGGGCACCCAGGAUCCUUUGCUGGGAAUGCUGGAUGUUCGGGAAGAGCUGGAGAAGGAGGAUGGGAAACCCGAGUGYGAGGCUGUGUAUGAGACCAACUGCUACUGGGAUGGCUGUGCCAAGGAAUUCGACACGCAGGAGCAGCUGGUGCACCACAUCAACAACGAGCACAUCCACGGGGAGAAGAAGGARUUCGUGUGCCACUGGGCAGCGUGUUCCCGGGAGCAGAGGCCCUUCAAGGCUCAGUACAUGCUGGUGGUKCACAUGCGGCGUCACACGGGCGAGAAACCUCACAAGUGCACGUUUGAGGGUUGUAACAAGGCUUAUUCCCGCCUGGAGAACCUCAAGACUCACCUGCGCUCUCACACGGGGGAGAAACCCUACGUGUGUGAGCACGAGGGGUGCAACAAAGCCUUCUCCAACGCCUCUGACCGCGCCAAGCACCAAAACCGCACCCACUCCAACGAGAAGCCAUACGUGUGCAAGAUUCCUAGCUGCACCAAACGCUACACAAACCUCCCCCAGGGCUCCCUGCGCACUUCCAGGCUCUUCCACAUCCCUGAUUUUUACCCCUGUCCCAGCCCGGGUGGACAGUCAUCCUGCAGCAGUGACCACUCACCCCUGGGCAGCACCACCAACAACGACAGUGGCGUGGAGAUGGCUGGAAACGCCGGUGGCAGCUACGAGGACCUGUCCACGCUGGAGGACGUGAUGCCUGGUGAACCCAUGGGCACCUCGGGGCUCAUGGCUCUSCAUAAACUGGAAAAUCUUCGAAUCGACAAGCUGAAGCAGCUGAGGAAACCUGCAGCUUCCAAGGGGYUGAACCUGCCACCCAUCCCUGGAGCUGGMCUGCCCGGGGAGGUGCCCGGACUCCCGGUUCCACCCCCGGCCUCUCACCGGCGCAUCMCGGAGCUGUCCACAGCCGAGCUGGGGUUGGCAGCCCUGGGCGAGCGCCGGAGCAGCGGCACCAGCACCGUCAGCUCCGCCUACACCGUCAGCCGCCGCUCUUCGCUGGUGUCACCGUACCUGGGCGGGCCGUGCCYGGGCGGUGACACCGGAGCGUUGCCCGGCGGGACGUGCCCGGUGGAUGGCUACGAUGCCGUUUCUCCGGACGAAUCGCGGCGCUCUGGUGAUGCCGCUGUUUGCGGGGGGCUACCGGGCGUGGGCAACCUCACCCCGGCGCAGCGUUACCGCCUCAAGGCCAAAUACGCCGCGGCCACCGGCGGGCCCCCGCCGACCCCGCUGCCCGGWGUGGAGCGGGUGGUGGCCGGUGGCCACCUCGGAGUGCCCGGGGGCUACCCCGCGCCUGCUGGAGGUCGCUGCGUCACCAACGGCUUGUUGAGGAGGCACAGCUCCAACGAGCAUCCUGGCUACCCAGGAGGUGUCCCCGCUCACCUGGCGCCCCGGCAYGGAGUGAGACGGGCGAGUGACCCUGCCAGGACGGUGGCCAAGCCUCCGGCCCCGCCCAGGGUGCAGCGGUUUAAGAGCGUGGGGAAUGUGAGCGUGCCGGGCGCGGGCAGGACGGCGCUGCAGCCCUUGGACGGCUCCGAGGUCAACUUGCAACGCCACGGUUUCUCCCCGCGGCCCCCCAGCAUCACUGAGAACGUCUUCCUGGAGAGCAUGGGGGGCUCCGGCCCCGAGUCYGGCUUGCUGGAGAUGGAUCAGUACCUGGGCUAUCCCGAGGAAAGCUUCCCGUGCCAGGGCGCCAGUGUGGAGCUCCAGGGGGGCAUCUACGGCGCUCACCGGACCAUGGGAGGGACACACGGGGACAUGGAGGAGGGGCUGCUGCAGCCCGAGUUCUCCCUGCCGCAGUGCCAGAUGAACCAGCACUUCCCCAGUUUGCCAGCUGGGAAUGGGGCCGUGCCCGCGCCUUGGGAUGGACCCUCCCAGGGCACGCUGGAUAUGGGAUCCAGGCAAAACAUAGCUCCCGCCGUGUCCGGGCAGCACUGUCCCCAUCAAAGCGUCGAGUAYCCCCAUCCCAGCGCCUGCGGGCAGCAUCCCAGACUGGUGAACUCGUGCCAGGACGGUGGAUUUUCAGGCGGSCACCGGUUCAACCGACUACAGAUCAAAUCGGAGCAGCGAUACCCAGCGCCUGCUCCAGCACUUGCUCCCUGCUCCAGCGCCAAACUGGCCGGGCCCCCUCUGUCCCCCGCUGCUUUUGGCCACGCCGUGGAUGUGGGGCCGGGCGGGUACCCCCCCUCGGGGCCGGCACCGGGUGGGUACAUGGGCAUYGCCAGCCCCGGUGCCCGCAGAGCGCAGACCCCCACCCUGCAGACCAAAGAAGUGAUGGUCCGGAACUACGUGGAGGCGCAGCAGGCGCUGAUGUGGGGCGAGCAGACCCCCUCCAAAGGGGGUGUGGGUGGUGUGGGGCUGGGCAACGAGCCCGGGCAGUGCCAGGCCAUGCCAGCCCCGCCGUACCUCAGCCCCAGGUACUGCGGUUACCAAGCCAAACCGGAUCACCUGCAGAGCCUGCCGGAGCCCCAGCACCUCCUGAGCUCUCCCUGCUUCAACCCCGAGAUGGUCCCGCACCCUCCGGGUGGCCCAAAACCGCCGGGUCACCAAACCAGCCUGAGCUACCCUGGCAGCCUGGCACAACCGGGGCACAUCUACGAAGGGGUGGACUCCAGUGCCCGGCGCCUGCCGCGCUUGCCCCCYGCCCGCCCCGUGCCCGAGGGGCCGGGCAACCUCCCCCUGUACUACCCAGGCCCCCAUGGGCAGGGGGGCAAAGGCGGGCACAAACUGCUGGGCCAGGUGCCAGCGAGCUGCGGGGGGAGCGGGCACUACAGCGGGGGUCCCGAGGGACUCAAAACCACCUCCUGUUACUACCUGGACUCGGGCGAGCAGGUGGCCAACAGCCUGGACUCACUGGACCUGGAGAACACGCACCUUGACUUCGCUGCCAUUGUGGAGGACGUGGAGACCCCCACGGCGCUGCCCGGACCCCCCAGCCCGGCCGGGGGGCUCCUGCUGCCUUCCUCCGGGGGUGCCAACAUGGCAGUGGGGGAUAUGAGCUCCAUGCUGAGCACGUUGGCGGGGGAGAGCCACUUCCUCAACUCGCUGUCCUAACGGGGGGUACCUCUGGAGCCGGGGGGGGCUCCAAUGUGUGGGGCAGAGGUGGGAAUCCUUCUCACGCACAGGUUUGUGCCUGGGGRGAAGCGGGGAACAUCCCUGGAGCUCCCCUUUUCCAUCCUCUGAGUGUCACCCUCGUUCGGGAGGGUCGUAGAAAYAACCCCAACCCUUCAGGUCAUCUCUGAUGUGGGGGACUGGUUUUACCGGGCCCCUAUUCCAGUGCCUCGGAGCUGCCCCCGCGCAGCCUUAAUGCCGAAACCAAAGAGCCCCCCCGCCCCAGUGUUCCCAGUACCCCCCACCCCUCAAAUCCCAGUCUGUCACGACUGCAAGCCCCCCCAGUCUGGCUCCAGAGGGGCAGUUCCCCAGAAAUGGGGCGGGGGGUGCCUGUACAUAGCGUUCAUUUCUGUCUGUCUGUCCGGAAGGGGAGGGGGGGUCCCCAAAAACUCCCGUCCGUGAGAGCACCAGCAGUGCCACCACCGCCCUCCCCCCGCAUUAAACCCUUUCUCAGGGGACUGUGACUGUGUGUUUGUCACCCCUGUGGGAUUCUCCUACCUUGGGAAGGGUGGACAGGACCCCCAAACCCCCUCUUUGGUCCUCACCACCCUCCCUAUUCGGGAUCCGAGGCUGUUCCUGUGCCCCAGAGUGAGCGGCAUUGGUUAAAAGAGCAAUUCGUGCUUCAAAUAAUGGCUUGAAUAAUGCUGUUAAUUAUGCAAAAAUUGGUUAAAAUAAUUCGAUCGUGCGAAAAAAAAUUACCUAAGAUAACAUAAUGAUAAAAAAGCUUAAAAUAAGGCAAUUUUAUAUUAUUUAGU
Messenger RNA from Malurus melanocephalus (red-backed fairy wren), 4904 nucleotides. RefSeq names its product GLI family zinc finger 1 (gene GLI1). Gene Ontology annotation, biological process: smoothened signaling pathway; regulation of transcription by RNA polymerase II. Bases 418 to 4092 code for a protein of 1224 amino acids. The record is from RefSeq and is a predicted model, not a curated record. Gene Ontology annotation, cellular component: nucleus. The transcript is spliced from 12 exons. Gene Ontology annotation, molecular function: DNA-binding transcription factor activity, RNA polymerase II-specific; RNA polymerase II cis-regulatory region sequence-specific DNA binding. Lineage: Eukaryota; Metazoa; Chordata; Aves; Passeriformes; Maluridae.